UCCCUCUUCAAGAUUCAGAACUUGCACAAAAACCAUAAAUCUUCAGUUUACUCCUAAAUGUAUAUAUUUAGGUUUCUUUUUUCCUGUGGCAAGGCAUAAUUUCUGGGCUGCUGCACAGAUUCUGGCUUUAUUUGGUUCCUAUAUUGCAGCCUGACACUAGAGGGGGAAAGAACCAAACCAGUAGGAAUAAUUGUAGUAUAGAAAUAAGCACACUUUGAUGAUGUUAGUGACUCAAUUUGCAAAACCUUAGAAAAUUAAGAUCCCAGAAGUAAGUCUGAGUGGACAUUUUUUCUUAUGGCACAAUUUAUACUGCCAAGUUUGUCAGCUGGCAUGCUUUGUUGAUCUGAACUGAAAGAACAGAAGGGUACAAAAAACUGAUUAUGCGCUGUAUUUGUUCAUUUAUAUCUUAUUGUUCCGUAUUCUUAAUUUUGAAAUGUCCUGCAACUGAGAAAAUUUGUCCCAGCCCAGCUGAUCACAAUUCCAUGGUUUGCAUCCAUCUCAGAAAACUAGCAAGCUGGCAUUCAUAGGUCCGAUCAACAGCAACACAACAGCUGGAUCUCCCACCACAGACAGUCCUGCCAGUGCAAUACCCCAGGCUUGUCUACCCAAAUCACUGCAUUGGGAAGAGAAUAACAAGCUGUACCUUUUAGUUAUGGAAGUCAGACACACGACUGAUGUUCUUGUUAGAUCCUGUGUGGGUAAACGUCAUCCUUAGCACAGAAUAAGAGAAGCCCUUCCAUCCAUGAUAAUAAGCUGGGUGUCUCAGCUGAUUCAGAUCAGUUUGCUUUAUAAUGUUGUUGCAGUACUUAGUAAUAUCAAAGCUACUAUAACUUCCAUCUCCCAAAUAUUUGCUUUUUCAGCUGAAAAAACCACCAGACCACCAAGGCUCUGAGUCCUUGCACACUGCACUUCCCUAUUGAAAUCUUUCUGUUCUCCUACUCACACUGACAGAACAGUCCCAGACUGUCCAGGAUGGUCUCCUGGGAAUUAUCCACAAUAGUUUUUACUUUUCAGAAUGGUAAGUGGGCUUUUGCUGCUGGUCAGUCAUCCUCCUCUGAAUAAUGGCUGUCCCCAGUACAAAUGGCAAGUCCAGGGAUUUUCCCAGACACAGAUAUGAAUGAAAUAAUUUUUCAGUCUUGUUCUGUGAGCACUAUUUCUUGUUUGAAGAUAGAUGUAAAACCAUAUGAAUGCCAAGCAAAGUAGGGAUAUCUAUAUUCAGAACUGCCUUUGGGAGUAUAAGGGAGUAUGAUAACGAAAUUGCAGCCCUAGCCACCUGGCCAUCUUCGUGUGUGUGUGUGUGUGUGUGUGUGUUUGUUUUCUUUCAGAAGCAGUGUGACACAGGUGACACUCGCCAUAAAGCUCUUCCUACAGAAAAAAAAUGCAAGCCCAGCUCAUUUCUAGCACAUGAUAAUUAUUAAGGCUCCCAUGAGUGAAACACUGAUACUUUUUUAGCUAAUGAUUAACCUUAAGCCCUCCUUCCCCCUUAAGUAUUUGGAUUAAAAGCGCAAUACAGAGACUGAAGGCAGUAGGCAUGAGUCGUUUGUUCUCUAACUCUGUGGACUAAAGGGUGGAGUCAUCUGACAGGGUUCAGGAGCAAUAGGCCAGGCAGUGAGGGGAUUGAUCCUAUUAGGACUAGAAAAGAAAGUGAUUCUGUUGUGUGACCAAGUUGAAUUCAGGAUGUUUAUAAGCUUCACCAUGCUGGUCUUACUGGUGCCAGCAAUGUUUGUAUGGUACAGACAGCAGCUAUUGACUUUUCCAUUUAUUCAGCUCCAUACUCUUCUUUCUUCUGGAGAGUCUGCGGUAAUUAGAGAGUUUAGAACAUUUUGUUGUACAGAAGCCUAGUGUUUCGAGUAGGUUUUACUUGUCAAGACUUUAAGAGUCUAUCUGUGGCUCUAUAUUCAUAUGACCUGGGGUAAGUCAUAUAAGCACAGUUUUGAUUCAGCUUCCCAGACGGGAAACCAAUACCAACCUCAGAGGGCUUUAUUCAUUUGAGAUCUUUGGAUAAAAGCUAAUAGAAGAAAAACACUAUGAUUCACACUCUUAUUCAGCUAUAAAUGUUCACCCUUUAUUUUUGAUAGAGAACCGAUAUGGAGGGAUAGAAUUUCUCUGUUAGUCUCGUUUUGUAAGCCCUGAUACCCUGUUUUAUUGAAAAACUCACCAGGGCAGUAGCUGGCAACAUGGGUGUGUGAUUCCUGGGUGUUUUGGGUAGGUAACAUCUUGGAAAAGUAACCUACGAAGUACUGACCAGGGACUGGCAAGGGCAGAUCAGCAGCAUGCCCCUCCUCACCAUGCACAGCCAGCAGAUCAGCUGGACUCCACUGCUGGUACUGGGGUACCUCUUUUACCUCCUUCUGGGUGCUAUGGUGUUCCAGCUGCUGGAGAAGCAGGCAGAAACACAUUUUCGGGACCAGUUCCAGCUGGAAAAGCUCAAGUUCCUGCAGAAUUACACGUGUUUGGACAGACAAGCCCUGGAGCAGUUUGUACAGGUCCUCAUGGAAGCAUGGGAAAAGGGAGUCAACCCAGAAGGAAACUCUACAAAUCCCAGUAACUGGGAUUUCAGCAACUCCUUCUUUUUUGCAGGAACUGUUGUCACCACUAUAGGUUAUGGUAAUCUGUCCCCCAGCACAGUGGCAGGGCAGAUCUUCUGUGUGUUUUAUGCCUUGUUUGGAGUGCCCCUCAACUUGGCCUUCCUUAAUCAGCUGGGGAAAGCUCUCAAUGCUCAUCUGCUUACCCUGGAAAGAUGGGUGCAAAAGCCAGGGCGUGCUCAGGUGGUUCAAACACUGGCAGUGGCCAUCUUCCUGACCACUGGGACCUUGCUUUUCCUGGUAUUCCCACCAUUAGUCUUCAGUUAUGUAGAAGGCUGGAGCUAUGGAGAAGGCUUUUACUUCACCUUCAUCACCCUGAGCACCAUUGGAUUUGGGGACUAUGUAGUAGGCACGAACCCCAACAAGCACUAUAUCCCUGUGUACAGGAGCCUAACUGCAAUAUGGAUUGUUUUUGGCUUGGCCUGGCUGGCUCUGGUCUUCAACGUGGGAGCUGACUUGAUGGAAAGAUACCUUCAGCUAAAGUGGCACAAGUCUGACUCAAGUUUGGCAGAAGGAGACACCACCAAGUUGGAAGAUGAACCUGAGCAGCCUAGAAUCCAUAUCCCUAGCUGAGUAAGGGUAUCAUCCAAGCCUACAAGAGUGGCAUAACCCUCCAGGGAAACACCACUAGCCUGGGCAGGUGGGACUACAGUGGGUCUUUCUU
Catharus ustulatus (Swainson's thrush) is the source of this 3249-nucleotide messenger RNA. Its product is annotated as potassium channel subfamily K member 16-like. Lineage: Eukaryota; Metazoa; Chordata; Aves; Passeriformes; Turdidae. Gene Ontology annotation, molecular function: potassium ion leak channel activity. Gene Ontology annotation, cellular component: membrane. The transcript has 6 exons. The record is from RefSeq and is a predicted model, not a curated record. Gene Ontology annotation, biological process: potassium ion transmembrane transport; stabilization of membrane potential. The coding region runs from base 2274 to 3158 and encodes 294 amino acids.